Molecule: messenger RNA, 3413 nt
Organism: Pelobates fuscus (common spadefoot toad)
Lineage: Eukaryota; Metazoa; Chordata; Amphibia; Anura; Pelobatidae
Gene: DTL
Product: denticleless E3 ubiquitin protein ligase homolog
Exons: 15
Coding region: 48-2168 (706 amino acids)
Biological process (GO): proteasome-mediated ubiquitin-dependent protein catabolic process; mitotic G2 DNA damage checkpoint signaling
Cellular component (GO): nucleus
Molecular function (GO): protein binding; protein-macromolecule adaptor activity
Source: RefSeq, a predicted model, not a curated record
GAAGUUCUGUUACCGUCCGCCACCGCCAGCUGUAUCGAACCUCCGCCAUGCUCUUCCAGUCAGUAGUGAGCAGGUCCAGGCUGGGGUGGAGACACAGAGGCUCCACUGGGUACCCUCUCUAUUCCCUCCUGGAAGAUUACCAAUGUGUCAGACCUGAUGAGCAUACUUCCUAUGGUGAAUUGGGCAUGCCAGUACCUCCAUUUGGGUGUUCGUUCAGUGCAGCCUCAGAUAUUCCUCAAGUUCUUGCUGUGGCUAAUGAAGAAGGCAUUGUUCGGUUGUAUGACACUGAAUGCCAAGAUACCAAGAAACUGGUUGUGAAAGAAUGGAUGGCCCACACAAAUGCGGUUUUUGACAUUGCUUGGGUUCCCGGAGAACACAAAAUUGUUACAGCUUCAGGGGAUCAGACCGCUAAGCUUUGGGAUGUGAAAGCUGGUGAGGUCAUCGGAGUGUGCAGAGGACAUCAAUGUAGCCUGAAAUCUGUUGCUUUCUCAAAGUUUGAAACAGCUGUGUUCAGCACUGGUGGGAGAGAUGGAAACAUCAUGGUCUGGGAUACACGAUGCAACAAGAAAGAUGGUUUUUAUAGACAAGUGAACCAAAUAGCAGGGGCUCAUAAUGCUCUGGAAAAGCAAACACCAUCUAAAACAACAAAGAAGAAGAAGCCAGCUAUCAGAGGACUAGCUCCGUCUGUGGAUUUUCAGCAAAGUGUGACUGUAGUAAUCUUUCAAGAUGAGCAAACCAUUAUUUCUGCAGGAGCAGUUGAUGGCAUUGUCAAAGUGUGGGACCUGAGAAAAAAUUACACUGUAUACAGACAAGAUCCAGUACCGUCUAAAAUCUUUCCCUAUCCUGGAAAUAGUACACGAAAACUCGGAUACACCAGCCUUGUAUUGGACUCAACUGGAACAAAUUUGUUUGCAAAUUGCACUGAUGACAAUAUCUACAUGUUUAAUGCAACAGGACUGAGGUCUGACCCAGUGUCUGUCUUCAGUGGCCACCAGAAUUCCACUUUUUAUAUCAAGUCCAGCGUUAGUCCUGAUGGUCACUUUCUGCUGAGUGGAUCCAGUGACUCUAGUGCAUACAUCUGGCAGGUGUCGGAUCCCCAGGUUGCUCCAGUAACAUUGCAGGGACAUAGUCUGGAAGUUACCUCUGUUACUUGGUGCCCAUCGGACUUCACAAAGAUUGCGACCUGUUCAGAUGACAACACUGUGAGAAUAUGGAGGUUAAAAAGAAAUUCUGGAGAACAAAAAAUGGGAUCUGUUGGUUGGGCUUCUCAGAAGAAAUCUGAUGAUCGCACAGCUGUGUCCAAACUUUGUUGUACUCCUGGUAAAACAACCUCAAUCCAUAGAAGUCCUGGAAUUACUUCCCCAACACCAGCUAGUUGUGCUCCAAGUAAUACAGGUGAUCUCCCGUUGCCUUCUGUCACAGCAGCAUCCACCAUGCUAAUUUCCAAACUGCAGACUCCUACGAGAAAAAAGGUGGACAGUAUCACAGGGUCUCCUAAACAGUUGUCCACUACAAAGAUUUCUCUCAAGGACUGGGUCACUCGCACACCAAAGUCCUGCACAUCAGGGACAGAUUCAAAGACUCCUUCUCCUCGUAAAGCAUUCACGCCCAUAGAACAAUACUCAACCGUACCAAGCUCAAGAGGCCCACCUCAGCAUGAGAAAAGGGUUAAGAGGCGGCUUGAGACCAGCUCUGAAGACAUGGAGCACGACUGUGUCAGCAAUUGCAACUGUGUGACAGAACUGGAGCCUAGCCUGAAAAAAACCAAGCUGGAUUUAUGUUCCUCAGAUGGCAAUACUGACAUUGAUCUGGGAUGUUUAAGCCUUGCCAACUUAAGUAAAAACGGUGAGGGUAAAUCUGCUUCAAAUCCUGAAAAUGCGGCUUUGGUAGAGGACAUUGAAGUGCGCCCUGCUCUUGAGGUAUCUAGUGGACUUUCAGAUAAGGAAAACAGCUCCCCUGAAAAGAACUGGCUUUCUGCCUUGGGUCACAAACUAAAGACUGACAAACCUUGUACCCAGAGCAAAAUUAGCAGCAGUCCAUCUUCAAGGAAUGGUAGCGCAAAGAAGCAUCAGACGAAGAGUAUUACUAAUUCACCCACAACUGCUUCAACUACGCCUCGUUCAAUGAGGAAGAUUUGCACCUACUUUGUCAAAAAGCCAUCAGAGUAAGAACAUGCAGAGAAUGAAGAAAUCUCCUGUUUUCAGGGUAUCUGUUUGUCCUCGGCUGUAUCUGACAGUGGAGAAGUCUCUAUUUCCAGAAUUAUUUUUUUUUUCUAAGAAAUACUACUACAAAUGUUUUUGUUUUUAGUUGAGAUAUCUCUGUUUAUGUCACUUCACAUCUUACUUUUCUGCCACUCUGUCUUAACAACUGAGAGUUCAGAAGGCUAGCUUGUGGAUCACUCUCUGCACUUGGUUGCUUAAAUCUAAUACACCAGUCAACGUUUCAUAUUUUAAUUUUGAAGUUGCACUCAUGGAGGGCCAGGGCAGAAUUUUAAUGUAUUCAAACUUGAAUCUGUACAGUGCAAAAUACAUGUAUAGAAGAACUUUUAAAUACCAGCAUUUUGUAGUGGCCAUAAUGUGAGAAGUUUCUGCAAUUUUUUUUUACAUCUGAGUCACAAUACCAAGUAUGUCCUUGAAUAAUGGCUAGCAUGCAACCACACUUUAGGCAUUGUGUGUGAAAAGAGAUCUACUACUGGUGACUUAAGUUGUUUGGCUUUUUUUUUCUGAUGGCAUUAAAGUAUAAGCUAAAGAUAGAAUGUAGGAGUAACAGGUAUUCCGUGCCAUGUGGCUAGCACAAUAAAUAGGUAUUGUGAUGCCACGCAGAGUGUCACAAUUUCGUAUUUGUAUGUUCUAUAUGUAUCAAAAUAUUUGAAGACCGUUUGGUAAGCAAAGCACUUUUUAUAAAAUCAGAAACUCCUGUGACAGCUAGAAUAACAUUUUACUUGGUAGUAACUGAGCUUUAAAUUUCAGCAGGUAUAUGCAAGCUAUGUUAGACUUGUGAAGCAAUGACCGCUUAAUUAUAGACAAAAUCACAUUCCUUGUAGACAGCCACGAUACCACAUUUCAGUCAGGGUUGUCCAACCUUUUGAAAUACAGUUCCCAUAAUUUGUUGCCACGCUGAGGUUGUAGAUCUGAUUUUUAAUGUAUGUUAGGUUUUAAUAACUCUGGGCAUGGUUAUCCAAUAAUAGAUUUUUACUGCUCUAAGGACUCCAAUGUUCAUGCAUUUGUAUAGAGUUUUGGGAUGGAGAAUUUUAAUAACUAUAGAGCGGGCCAUUUGUUACAUAAUGGCUUUUAACAAUAUUGGUUAGCUUAUAAAAUGUUUUAUUUUUAAAUUGUAUACUGUUUUUCUGUGUAAAUGAAGCACUGCUACAACAUAUUGAUAUUAACUUUGUAAAUAUAAAUAUUAUACAAAUA